AAAAUCAACAAAUGUUGGCGGAAGCUCCAAUGACUCCUCCAUCUAUAUAAGUCUCAGGUGCUGCUCUUCGAGCCUUCAACACUAUAGCUCACACUGCUCCUCCUCCAUUGCUAUCCUCCUUUUUCUCAACCAAUCAAAUCUCACAAUCUUCGGAGAGCUAUGGUUGAUUCCGCCGCCGACGCCAACAUGGACGCUGUCCAGCGCCGCCUCAUGUUCGAGGACGAAUGUAUAUUGGUUGAUGAGAAUGACAAUGUUGUUGGUCAUGAUACCAAAUACAAUUGCCAUCUGAUGGAGAAGAUUGAAUCUGAAAACUUGCUGCAUAGAGCCUUCAGUGUUUUCCUGUUUAAUUCAAAAUAUGAGUUGCUUCUUCAGCAACGAUCUGCAACAAAAGUUACCUUCCCUUUGGUGUGGACUAACACUUGCUGCAGCCAUCCUCUUUACCGGGAGUCCGAGCUUAUUGAUGAGAAUGCACUUGGAGUGAGAAAUGCUGCCCAAAGGAAACUUCUUGAUGAAUUGGGUAUUCCUGCUGAAGAUGUCCCAGUUGACCAGUUCACACCAUUGGGCCGUAUGCUUUACAAAGCACCUUCUGAUGGGAAGUGGGGAGAACAUGAACUUGACUAUCUUCUCUUCAUUGUGCGGGAUGUCAGCGUGCAUCCGAACCCCGAUGAGGUUGCAGAUGUUAAAUACGUGAACCAAGAGCAGUUGAAAGAAAUUUUGAGGAAAGCAGAUGCUGGCGAGGAGGGUAUAAAACUGUCCCCUUGGUUCAGACUUGUUGUGGAUAAUUUCAUAUUCAAAUGGUGGGACCAUGUUGAGAAAGGGACUCUCAAGGAAGCUGCCGACAUGAAAACCAUUCACAAGUUGAUCUAAAGAGGUUGGCUCAGCUUGCGGUCAAACCAACUAUCCCAUGUCGAGCUAUUAUUUGCUUUAAUUGGUUUGGGUCUUGUAACAUUGAUGUGUCCUAGUGUGGUAUAGACUGAAAUAAAGUAGUCCCUUGUGAGCUUCUGGUUUCAUGCAUUGUGGAAAAUUCUCACUUUGUUUUAAACUGGCAGUUUUGUAGAACUGAUGUUCCAUAAUCACAGAUUUGAACUCCUUUCUUA
Messenger RNA from Ipomoea nil (Japanese morning glory), 1097 nucleotides. Its product is annotated as isopentenyl-diphosphate Delta-isomerase I. The coding region runs from base 160 to 867 and encodes 235 amino acids. Gene Ontology annotation, biological process: isoprenoid biosynthetic process; isopentenyl diphosphate biosynthetic process. The record is from RefSeq and is a predicted model, not a curated record. The transcript has 6 exons. Lineage: Eukaryota; Viridiplantae; Streptophyta; Magnoliopsida; Solanales; Convolvulaceae. Gene Ontology annotation, molecular function: isopentenyl-diphosphate delta-isomerase activity. Gene Ontology annotation, cellular component: cytoplasm.